This is a messenger RNA of Phlebotomus argentipes, 702 nucleotides long. RefSeq names its product GATA zinc finger domain-containing protein 1. The coding region runs from base 58 to 702 and encodes 214 amino acids. Gene Ontology annotation, biological process: chromatin organization. The record is from RefSeq and is a predicted model, not a curated record. The transcript has 2 exons. NCBI's taxonomy places the organism in Eukaryota, Metazoa, Arthropoda, Insecta, Diptera, Psychodidae. Gene Ontology annotation, cellular component: nucleus.
CAAGUGUAAACAAAACCAAUUGCAAUCACGGAAAAUCUCGUGGAAAAGCCCCCUAAAAUGCUCCCCAAGUGCACACAGUGCGACAGAACUACGUCUGUGAUGUGGUGGAAUGUCGCGAAUGGGGAAAUCUGCAAUGAGUGCAACGAGACGAAGAAGAAUGGCGAUGGCGAUGAUUGUUCAGAGGAGAAGAGCAUUCGCAAGAGCACGAGAAUCACCAGGAUGAGGAUUAAGUACAAUGCGGGCAUUGUCAGGGGCAUUCCCAAGGGCAAAUCGAGGCGAAAUAUUUUCAAGAAGGCCCCACCGACCAAAACACCCACUGUCACGGCCACGACCACCACCAUGGAGAGUCUCUUCUUCGGCCAGACUUACUUUCAGGUCGGAGACAUCGUCUCCCUGGUGGACAAGGAGCAGAACCUGUACUACGCACAAAUCCGUGGACUUUUGCAGGACAGUUUCUGCGAGAAAUCCGCCGUGAUUACUUGGCUCAUCCCGACAACAGACAGCCCGCCGCCGAACGUGGAAUUCGACCCGGCCACCUACUUGAUCGGCCCCGAUGAGGACUUCCCGCGGAGGCUCUCCACCAUGAAAUUCGUCAUGCACGCACCCAACGACUAUUACAAGCAGAGCUGCCCUUAUCCGAAGCCUUAUGCGCUCGAUGGUCAGGAUAUCGAUACAAAAUCGUAUAUUUGGUCGAGACUCUAG